This is a messenger RNA of Homalodisca vitripennis (glassy-winged sharpshooter), 8744 nucleotides long. It is a transcript of the gene Pex13, whose product is annotated as probable peroxisomal membrane protein PEX13. NCBI's taxonomy places the organism in Eukaryota, Metazoa, Arthropoda, Insecta, Hemiptera, Cicadellidae. Gene Ontology annotation, molecular function: protein binding. Gene Ontology annotation, biological process: protein import into peroxisome matrix, docking. The record is from RefSeq and is a predicted model, not a curated record. Bases 534 to 1586 code for a protein of 350 amino acids. Gene Ontology annotation, cellular component: peroxisomal importomer complex; peroxisome; peroxisomal membrane. The transcript is spliced from 6 exons.
UUAUCUCUUUACAGAAUCGUUUCUUACUGUUUACCACACAAUUGCAUUGAAAUAACAACCAGUAAUAUCGUUAUAUCACUGGAAAGUAUUUUAACUAAUUAAUUUUUUAAGUAAAUUACCGAUUAUAAUCUACUACCUUUGAUUAGAAGUUUCCAUAAUCUAGGCUACUACAGUUACUAAUAUAGAAACAAGUUUAAAAUACUAAUUAAAAUCAACCAAAUUUAAAAAAUAGUCUUUGAUUUUUCAGGUUGAAAGCAACCGACUAGUCGGUUAGACUGAAAUUACCAAACAUCUGUUACCAGGAUUCGGUUAUUCCCAACAAAAUACCAUAGUAUUUGUACCUAUUAGCAUAUUAUUAGUUUCAAUUUAUUGUGUUUAGUCUAGAGAGGGUUCAAUUUCCACCUGUUGACGCUUUUUGAUUAUGUUUUGUAACAGACUAAACUCUAUUUCUAUCACUACAUUAACUAUUUAUAAGGGCUUAACCAUUACCAGUACUAAUUGAUUUAAUUCAUCAAAUUAAAUGAGGUUUUAGAAUGACUACACCUCAGAAACCUUGGGAAAUGCAAUUUCCAUCUUCAAAUGCAAAUUUUAGACAGAGUGAGAACCUUAAUCCUAGGAUGUCUGCUGGGAGAAAUGUUCUCAAUAGCAAUGCCCCCUUACAUUUCACCCAGCCAACAGGAUCUGUGAGACCAGCAGCAGUGUUGCCACAACUCCCUCCAAGACCUCCACAGUUGGCAACAUCUGGUCUACACACCAAUUUUGGUAUGGGUCCAAGUAUGUUUGGUGGCUGUUCAGGAUUUGGUGGUUUUCCCGGGUAUGGAACUUACCCAGGAGGCAUGUACAUGCCAAUGGGAUACAAUUAUGGAUCAUUUGGAAACUUUGGUCCUGGUUUUGAAAACAGAUUCAUGCAGGUAGCAGAAGAAAGUUCACGGAAUGCAUUUCAAUCAAUAGAAUCAUUAGUCCGUGCCUUCACUUCAGUGAGCAUGAUGUUGGAGUCCACUUAUCAUGCCAUGCAUUCCUCAUUCCGAGCCAUUCUUGGAGUUGUUGACAACUUCUCUAGGCUGCGUACCAUGUUUGCUCAAUUCAUAUCUGCUAUUUCAAUUCUGAGAACAAUCAGAAGUUUCUACCGCCGAUUGCUCUACUGGCUAGGUGUACUGGACAACAAAACCCAGCCAGAGAGUGUGUGGGGUUCUGUCACUGAUGGGUCCACAGACAGCCAAGUUGUCACUUAUUCAUCUUGGCCACUGAUUACAUUCUUUGGUCUUCUGUUUGGUGGACCUUAUCUUAUAUCCAAAUUCUACAAGUCAAAACCAAUUGACUGGGAUCUAGAUAAAGGUAACUGGGUUGUACCCGGAUACCCUUAUGAAGCAACAUCAGAAGCAGAGCUGAGCUUUCAAGCCCAAGAGGUGUUGAAUGUGGCUCCCAUCGAGUUCCAGCUGGAAGGUAACACAGGGUGGUUGCUGGCCAAGAACAGGCAGGGCAAAGUAGGUUAUGUACCUGUCACUCGGCUUAGAGGAGAAACAAGGCCACCUGUGAGAAAUGUCAUCAACUCUACCAGGAAUCCAGAUGUCAAUAGUAAAACUUGAAUCAUGGAUCACUUCUAUGCUAGUUUUUAAAAUUCUACAUUUAUAAGUAGUAUUCAAGCAAUCCUUCUAGUCCUGUCAGCCUCUGCCACUUGUACAUGGGAUAACAUGCUUUGUACAUAAAAUUGUGAAAAUGAAACCUGUUAUUGCAAGAGCAGUUAUUGUUAGAUAUUCUUAUCCAUAAAUUUUUCCAGCAUGAAUACUUUUAGGCUACCUAUUUCAUUUUUUGUAUAAAUUAUAUUUUUGAUCGUGAAGAAUUUAAAGAGGUAGGAUAUAUUUAGAAUAAGAAAAAAUUGGGUUUUUUAGUCUUUUAUAAACACGAUUAUGAGUACUUCACAUCAAUUUCUUCCUCAGAUUAAAAAUAUAUUGGUAGAUUACAGGUCUUAAAACAUGAGGAUUUUUAAACAGUGGAAGUUAAUUUUAACAAUCCUGCUGCGUAACUAGAGCGUCUGUUUGAUCAAUCGUAAUUACCUUGUUAAUUUGUUUAUCAUUAAUAGUUAAUAUUAAUAAAUCAAUAUUGUACUGUUAGUUACAUGCUGGCUGUGUGGAUUGUUAAUACUUUUAUUGUGUAACCUUAACAACGUUUAAAAUUAAUAAGACAUGAAAAUGAUUUGAACAAAUAUUUAUUUACUUUUUAUUGUGUUUAUGUCACAUAAUAUAUUUAAAAACCAACUUUUUACUAUACAUUCUAAUUGGACUGCCUUGAAUUUGUAAACACUUUGGAUAAUUUAAUGAUCAAGGGUUGUGGAUUCAGUGUUGUGAUGGCAGAAACAAAAAAGUACAUAACUAUGCUUUCAAACUAUUUAGUAGUCUUUUCAGUAAAUUUCCAUCUUGAUAACUGGAACAUUAUGUUAGUGAAUGAAAGCUGUAAUGUUGAUUACUGACUGGCUUCUUGAAUCGUGAGUAAUAUAGCACCAUUUACAUGAGAAUGUAUGUAUCGCAUUGUAAAACAUAACAUCCCACAAAAACCAGAUAUUUUCAAAUGCAAGUACCAGUAAUAUUCAUGUUGUAUACCAAAGCCCAAAGUUAGUAACUAUCAGCUAAGCAUCAAUCUCAUUGCUCCACAUUUAUUAUAAUUAUUACAAACUUAAUAUGACAAGCUCAACACAAAUCAAUGUGAUGUAGCAGUAUGUAACCUGUGUCGUACAGACAGAUAGCUCAACUGAUUAGUUGCCACCAGAAGUACUAAGAUGCCAGUCAGUUUAACCAUAGAGUCUAGUACAAUCAGAGCUUGGUUAAACAAAUUAAUGUCUCAUAAUUCCAUACUGUUUAUUUUAAUAUGUAAAUGAAAAACUAAUGUUCUGAUAUGUAGUAUUUACUACACGGACUGACAAACCUUAUGUUUUCAAUAUUAUGUACAAUAUUGAAAACUCUUAAUAGGGUCAGUUGAAAUCGUCUAGGUUUACUACCACUUGAAGUAUCAUGUUAUUUUACUAUGUUUACUAAAAUAUAACUGUACCAUUGUCUAAAAUAUUAGUUUAUUAAUCUAGACUUAGUUAUCAUUUAAUAUAUUUUAAAAUUUAAAUCCUUGAUGUAAUUUUGUCAGUUUUAUUUUUACCAUUCUUUGUACCUAAUUGUUUAGUGUGAAGCUUAACGCUUCCUGCACCGUAGACGGAUGUAGUCCAAUGAUAGACAAUGCCAUUAUUAGACAUGGUAUUACUUGUGUUCCUAAGAUGUGUUAGUUCAAUUAAUACUCUUCUAUAAUACCAUAACUUUUAUAUUGUACUGAAAAAAUAAUUACAAACAAGUAAAAUUGUAUAACACAAUCUAAAGAAUCAAAUGGAUCCUUAGACAAAUGGAUCCUAAAAAAGUGUUCAUGUUAAAUUUAACCAUAUAUCAAUUUCACAAAACUCUAGCCUUUCAUGGUUGUAUAUCAGUAUCCUGUUUCAAUUGGCACUAGAGUGAAGAACACAGCUUUAAAAUACAAUGAAAAAUUAUUUUCAGCUAAGGAAAUAUACUUCUGUGUAGUGUUAAUAAUUAUUGUAUGUUAUUAUCAAAUUAAUAUUUCUCAUUUUGUAAAAGCAAACUGGACCUAAACAAGAUCUGAUACAAACAUAGGUUAUAUUAGUAAAUUUAACAACUAAAUGAUCUGUUAUCGCUAUUUUUAAUGGGUCCAAUAAUUUAACCCUUCGUACGCUGUAAGCGGAAUAUUCCGCCGAGUAAAUCUAACUCGAAACGUUCUAAGCGGAAUAGAUCGCGGAAUCCCCUGACAACGCAAUAUAUUUACGUUAGUUCCACAAAUUGCCGCCAGAAUGCAUGAGAGUGACUAUUCAGUGUUCUAAUAUGACACGAUGUGAAGCGUGACUCAUCAAAACACCUGGGACCAAUCACAAUGGAAGCUUUUGUUUGCUUAGUCAGUCCGCGCCAUCGCCAGUGAGCAAGCUGUACGCUCUACACGGAACUAUUCGCGCGUGUCAGUCAGCUGCCGGCGUCUGCUGUGUAUUGUUGUUUAUUGUUUAUAACCUGCUCUACUGCGUUAGCUGUCUGUUGUGCGAGGUUAUCCAUAAUGAUAAUGUGAUAAACUAUUUAUAGUUUUAUAUUGUUCAUAUAUAUUUCUCAUCGAUUUUUAUUGCAUAAUUAUGGCGAAUCCUGAUGAUUCAGACUUUGAUGAUUUUGUACUUGGUGCAAUGAACGCUACUGUUUCUAGUGAAAUCGGUGACAACAUUAUUGCAUCUGAUCUGGAAGACACUGUUUUACACAAUUUUAGUGAUGAGGAAGAGGAUAUUAGUGAUGAAGAAGGAGUGCAACGAAAUAUUCCAGGUAGGCCUAAUCAAUGGGACAAUGUUUCAAAUAAUGACCCUGGCCCAUCAACAACUAUACCUGUAUACAAUGUCAACCAGGGACCCAACUUGCCAUCAUCUAUAACUGCAGACUCAUUACCUAUUGAUUACUUUGAUUUAUUUUUCAAUGACAAUCUGAUUAACCUGAUUUGUACUGAAACCAACUAUAAUGCAAACUUGAAAAAAACACACAGGCACUCUCCACACGCAAGGUUGAAUAAGUGGACUGAGUUAUCUUCAGUUGAUCUGAAAGCUUUCAUAGGCACUGUUAUAAAUAUGGGAACAAUGCCACUGCCAAGACUUGAAUCGUACUUUACUACUAAUUGGGAGAGUCGCACACAGUUUUAUAGGGACGUUUUUUCAAAAGAUGAAUUCUUGAAUAUUUUUUGGAAUAUUCAUUUCAACCACCAUCAAGGACAAGGAGACAGUGGUCAAAAAGAUUUCCUAAUAAGGCCUGUAAUUGAACAUGUAAGAAAUAUGACUCAUAUGAACAUGUUGUUUUAUUAUCCUAGUAAUAGAGUAGCUAUUGAUGAGAGCACCAUCUCUUUCAAGGGAACAGUUAGUUUCAAAAUCUACAAUCCUCUAAAACCAACAAAGUUUGGACUGAAACUUUUUGUUUUAUCGGACUGUUGUAAUGUCUUCAUUUAUGACUUUAUCCCGUAUUUUGGCAAAAAUGACGUCAUACCUGGAUCUGAACUCCUCAAAACAACCCAAAUAGUGAAGUCUCUUUGCCAGUCUGUAAUUUUGAAAAAUCCUGGAGCACCUGCAAGUGGUCUAUAUGUAUAUACCGAUAGGUACUAUACCAGUACGGAAUUGGCCAGUGAAUUAUUGAAUAUGAACACGUAUCUCACUGGCACAGUAAUGCCAACUAGAAAACAAAUGCCCCCAGACCUACAAGCUACAACCAAAAAGCUAAAAAAGGGCGAGAUAAUUUCUCAAAGAAAUGGUAAUAUCCUAGUAGUGUCAUGGAGAGACAAAAGAGUUAUACAUAUGCUUAGCACACAUGGAAAGGGCAGCAAAUCAGGUGUUACUGAUGUAGCAAGCAGAUGGCCCAACAAACCACCAGUUACUAAGCCCAAUGUUGUUGUUGAUUAUACAAAACAUAUGGGGGCUGUGGAUCGGAGUGAUCAUUUUAUAUCCUCCUAUGAAUUCAUGCGACGUACCAAGAAGUGGUACAGAAAAAUGGUUUUCUGGCUUCUAGAGGUUUGCAUUAUUGACUCGUAUUUGUUGUACAAACAAGUGCAAAAAGACAGCUAGAGAAAACCUCUAAGCCACUUAGGUUUUAGAAAGAGUUUAGUGAGAGCACUAGUGGCAGACAAGAUGAGAGCUCAGCCAACCCCAAGGAGACGUGGACGACCUUCUCAAGGACCUCCUGAACAGAGACUGAAUGGUAAAAUGCAUUUCAUCAAGAAAAGGGAAAAGGGAUCAGCCAGAUGUGUGGUUUGUUUGAAGAGGGGUUUGAGGAAAGAGUCUAUAUAUCUAUGUAAAACAUGUGACUCCAAGCCUGCCCUCCACCCAGAUGAAUGUUUUGAGAUUGACCACACACAAGUCCAAUAUUAGUGUGCUUUUUUUAUUUUUGUACCAUUUUGUGUUCUUUAUAUAUUCCAUAUUUGUCAUGGAUUUUUUCUCUUCAUUAUCUACUAAUUUUGUAUAAUUAAUAUAAAUUUCUGUUGUGCUAACUUUUGCUACUUUCAGAAAAGUUUAUUGGACUUUAUAUUGCCUUGUAUAUUUACAUGUAUAUGUACUCAUAUGUAAAUAAAAUAAAAGCAUUACAAAAACCAUCAUGUGUUUUCAUCAGUUGCAAGACCAAUAAAACUAAAAAAAAUAUAACUUUGAAAAAAUUGAAAAUUAUUAUUUUUUUUUAUUUGAGCGUUAGAGCAAUUUUAUACAACUUGCUUUCAGCGUACGAAGGGUUAAUAGCAAAAUGCUGUAUAAAGUGGUUGGAUAUAAGAAAUGCAUUAUUGAUUGGUUUAGGAAUGUUUAAGGUUUUUUUCAUGUAGAUAUUAAAUAUAUAUGGGAGUUAUUGUUUCCUGGAGGCACUGAGUAUCGUCCACACCACGUAUUGUAGUCAGUCCUCCUGACUCUGGUACUUGUAUAUUGUGGCAUUAUCUAGUUUAAUUGGGGUACUCUUCUCUACCUACACACAACUGAUAGAGAAUGUGGUAGUUACGUUCCUCAGUGCCUGGAUGACUUCAUGUGACUUCUCCAGUAAAUACGUUCUCCUGCUGGCCCGAUAAUAUUGUAUGUCCAACUGAACUGUAAUUCUAAACUUUCUGAAAGGAGAACUGUUGUCAUUGCAUUUCUAAUGACCUCUGUAAUGGGGCUGAAGGCGAAGAAUUUGCGCUCGAUGUGUGUUUUAGUGGUGGAAUCAUCCACAGUCGCAAAAUACUGCAUUACAUACUUGGUAGACACCAUCUUGCCUGCUUCAGACGUGAUAAUACUCGGAUCUCUCUGUUCCUUUUCCAUCUGUAUGCCUCUUCAGCGACAGCAAAGAUGGAGGGUCUAAGUCACCCAUGGCCUUGCCUUGAUAGGUGUGUGUGGUGUUAGUGUCCUAGACAGGCUGCUCUGUGUAAGGGUUGAUUGCAACCAGAACAAUACCAUAAUAAGUGUAGAUGGCAUUUUGGUAUAAAACUUUACUCGCAGGUUAUACAAGACUGCAGUUUGGUACAGGUACGACAGUUUCGUGAGAUCAUUUUCUCUACUUAGAAUAUCUGAAUUUCUUAAUGAAAGUAGAUUUUCUUUUUUUUUAACAAUAAUUGGUUUAAUUUUACCAUCUUUAGCCUAACUUUAAUAGUAGCUGCCAUGUAAUUCUCCACCACCUUUGCACCUUCCCAAAUCAAUUUUGGGUGAGGUAUCCGUAUUUGAGCACCCUUUGUAUAUAACUCUUUUGUUGUCAUCUCGGAGAAAUCUUGGAAACAUGAAUAAGAAUAAAAGGCCUACAGGAAAAUAGUUUGAAACUUGUCGUGCAUAGUGUCUUAGGCAGAAGAAACGUGCUGCACCCAUAACCCACAGGUUCGUGGUUCCCACUUGAAGCGGAAGCCAAGGCGAAAGGGUGAAAAUUGCUAUUCUAUACCAAAUGAUAUAGCUGGCCAGGAGAUGUGUUGAACGUAAUUCAUACCAUACCGGUAUUGCAUCCAGAGGUGAAUUAGUAUUAGUUCUCUCACCAGCUAUGAUGAACAGAUUAAUAUAGAUACUUAUUAGUAAAUGAUAUAGUGAAUUCUAUUUUACAGUAAUAAUAAUACAAAUAGAAUCUGCAAUAAUCCGGUCAAACCCCAAUUAUUUAACAAAUUUAAAGAGGGAACAUGCCGAUAAACACUAACCCCCAAACACGCCCCAAUUUAUUUAAUUAAUACAUAUUUUAAAUAUUUACAACUUUGUGUAAGAUUAAAAUAAUAUAAUUGAAUUAAUUAUGGUAAAUUAUACUUCCCCAUAGUAGCUACCAUGGCUCAGCCAGGAAUCCUCCUAAACUUCUUGAGCACUACACGUUACUGCUCCCAACGUAUACUUGGUCUAUGGCAUGUUGGAAAGACAAUGAUCGUAGCUAGCAUCACAACCUCUCCCUCUGAGGAGUUAAAACAAUAUUUGAUAUAACAGUAAUUUACAUCCUUUCGGCUCGGCAACCGCUUCAUAUAUAUAUAUAUAUAUAUAUAUAUAUAUAUAUAUAUAUUUUAAUUCUUUAGAAGCAUUGACCAAAUUAUGUAUGUUAGAGCAUGUCUAAUAAUUAACUUGAAUAUACUCCCUGACUUUGUUGGAUUCAUCACAGUUUUACUAUUGUUCUUAUAAUAUAUUACUGGAAUAUUUGUAGCAGGACAGGGGUUAGAUGUCUCGAAAUCAAAUAUUAUUUAGGUUGUUACUUUGCCUGUCUAGGGAAUAGAUUUAGUUUUUUAGUUUGAUGCUUGCUGGCAUGGUGAUCUCUUCAUAUUGUAAAUAAUUAUGGAAUUAAAGUUUUAAAGAUGUUAAUCGAGUGGAAUUGGUGCAUUAGCAAAACACAUAUUUCAAGAAUAUAUUUACAUUUUCUAUCAUUGUAAAAUAAUAACAAAAUAAAAAAGAUCCUUUUUCAUCUGUUUGAAUAUAUAUAUUCUUGUUUGCAUUCCUGUAUUAGGUAGAAAGCUCAAAUACUUUAUGUGUCUAUAAUUUGUUAGUUAAGGUCUUUUUUAUAUCACCAAAGUUAUUCCAUUUAUUGUCUACUUUUUUACUAUAUUUGUUUUAUAAUUUAUUUCAAUUUUGAAACGUGUAUUUCUCAGAUAUGUCCUGAGUGGGUUUUUAAGAAUGCCUUGUAAUGCAGGCAUGUGUUUUGUGUAUUUUGUAUCUGGCUGAGGUGAAAUAAAUUAUAAUUUAUAUGUAGAGUGUUACUUUCUAAAAAUAAACUUGUUGUUUUUAA